Molecule: messenger RNA, 4215 nt
Organism: Owenia fusiformis
Lineage: Eukaryota; Metazoa; Annelida; Polychaeta; Sabellida; Oweniidae
Source: the annotation of a GenBank genome assembly
AUGGGAGACUCAUUGGAACAAUGGCGUGCUGCUAUCGGCACGUUUUGUCCUAGUGGACCUUCUCACGAAAAUACUUCAGUCCACUUCUGCUCAAAGAGAUCAUCCAACAAGUCGAAUGCUUCCCAAGUAGAGGGCAACAUAAGAAGUACCCGGGGCCUGAGAGUGUUUCCCUUGCUGCUGGUAAUUGUAACUUCGCUGCUGGUCAUAGGAGGCGUGCAGCUGAACCCUGGACCUAAAGACACGAAAUUUCCAUUUGAAAUUCUACUGAGUAGCGAGCACUCGACCUUAGACCACCCACUUGAUUCAGUAUUGGAGAGGCAUGGCUUGGUAAUCAUUGAGAAUAGUGGAAUGGGAGAUUGUCUAUUUGAAGCUCUCAGCGAUCAGUUGAAACGCCUCACGUCUGUUGAAGUUAAUGCAAGUGAUUUGCGUCAAUCUCUCCUGAAAUGCAUCCAAGAACAUACGACAUUGCCUAUUGGUGAGCAUGUUAUGACGCUUUUUGAUUCGGAGGAUAAUAAAGACUGGCAGCAAUUUGCAGCAACCCUUGAAUCAACUGAAGAUCUCCAUACUCAACAAUUGUCUUGGUAUACCGAUGAGUAUAUGGUGAGACCGGGUGUAUGGGGGGAUAAUCUCAUGCUGUAUGCCUUUGCCAAACUGUAUAGUAUAGAUGUCGCUAUAUACACGGCUGGAACUGAUGAACCGCAUACAAUAACAGCUGAUGAAGGACCUGGGGAUAAAGAAAGAAUGCUAGCAAGACUGGGAUAUAUCUCACACUUGCAUUUCGUUAGCCUUGUUAACAUUACAGAUAUCAAAUAUGGUGAGAUCAGUUGGCGAGCUAUGUCUGAUAGACUCGGAGACUUGUUUCUGCAGUUACUGAAUUCAGAGGUUGUUGAAGACAGAGAAACAACAGUAGGUCUGCUGAGCCAGAUGGUUGACAGUUUCUUUGAAGCUAAGAAUAUGAGUGUAAAAUGGCCCGAUGGUCUUCCUCAACUGGUCGACCAGCUGGUACAACGUGAACUUGAACGAUCAGCCGGAAUGGUCCCUGGCUUUCUCAAGCACACUGAUAGUAAAGAAACCCGGGCAUUUAUUAUGACUUUGAAGGAACGUGCUCCGAAGGAAUCAAGUUUGCAGAAGCUGCUUCAAUGGUAUGAAUAUAUGAAUGAAAUCUUUGUUGACGACAAUGGAGACAGAGCACAUUCUUUACCAGAUGGAAUUCCUUUAAGAGAUAGUAGGCAUGCGUUCGAUGAAGAUUCAAAGGAUCAGCUAAGCGAUGAACAUGGGUGUCUAUUUGAGCCUGACAUUAUAUAUAAUGUGUUAAGUAUUUCCAGAAAUAUAAGAAAAUUUCGUGAUUUUCCGUCAGAGUGUUCCCAGAAAGAUUUUGAUGAAAUGGCACUUCUUCUGAGUCAAAUUGUAGACAGCUCAAUAAAAAUUAAAGACAAUGUACGAGAUGAACUUAUUGAACUCGUAGUCAAAAUGGAAAGCAGUGUCCUAGAGAUGCUGAGUGGCGCCUAUAAACAAAUUUUAAAGGACAAUGGAGCCGUUGCUACCCGAGAUUACCUCAACAAGAAAAGAGACGCUGCAAGUGAAUCACGUGGCAACGUUUUGUUAACUCUUCUGGAUGGAUAUCAACGUAUGACCGGGGGCCGUGUAAAGGACAACGAAGGGAUUUCACAAUUGAAGAAGUUGCUGGAGAUAUGUGUUAACAAAAAUGAAGCAAUGAAAAGAGCGUAUGAUGAGAAGAUAGAUUACAUACCCGAAGGCACCGAGUCUAAAGACUGUGGGAUUACCAAGGCUAUGUAUGACUUAGGAAAAGAAAUAACAAAACAAACGGAAAUAGAAAAACAAGCUACACUAAUGUGUGAUUUGGGUAAAGAAUAUGCAGAUUUAGCAAAAGAAACCCGAGAAGGUUGGCAUUUCAACUAUGCAACAGCGCUGUACAAUGCCGCUUUACAACGAUUUAGAAAGAUUAACGCAGAAAACGAGGUAAUCUUAGCUGAUAGUAUUGAUAAUAUACAGAAACAACUGCAACAAUUAGAAACGGGCCUCCUUGAGACAGCAUUCAAAGUGAACAAGGAACCCCUCAGCAAGAGCAGAGAAAGGUACAAAGGUGUUUUAGAAGGCAUUCGAAAAUAUUCAAAAGAGGCGAUACAUGGUAUUCAAACGGAAGACAUGUUAAUAGACUCUGUGACGUUCGAGAUGAAUGAAGAAUGCCAAAGAAGAACGAUCGAAAAAAGUAAAUGUUUCUAUGAUACUCUGACGAGCAAGAUCAUAGAAUUACACAAACUCAUGAUAGAUGACUGUAUUUCAGUUCUAGGUCGUCCCAAUUGUAGGUUUGCAAUAAUUGGCUUGGGAUCGUUGGCUCGGAAAGAGGUAACCGCAUGGUCUGACCUCGAAUCAGCAAUUUUGUAUGACCCAACUGGUAAGUCAAAUGAGGAAAUUGAGAAAUUAAAACUUGAUUUUAGAAUCCUUGUUCAUUAUUUUCACCUAAAGGUUAUCAAUCUCGGUGAAACAAAGAUCAAUGCCUUGGAUAUUCCAGUUCUUUGCGAUUUCAAUAGUAAACUUCCGGAAGGUGUCAAAGAUAAUGAUUUUUAUGAUGAAAUAACCCCACAGGGUCUUUGUUUCGAUGGUGCCUUGCCACAAGCUAGUAAAAUACCCUUUGGUAGACGAUCUACAAAGCACCCUACAAAACAAGACACUUUAGAGUUGAUUAUGACAGUUGAUGAAAUGUCUGAAUGUCAGCUUGGAGAAGUCUCUCUCAAGGAAGGUUAUCAUCUAAGCGAUGUACUUUUAACAUCCACUCUGAUCACUGGGGAUGAAUCAUUGUGGAACGAGUACAAUGAAAAGGUCCACAAAAUACUUUCCUCUCUUUCAACCAUUGACCCAAAACUGUCUGUAGGUAAAGAAAGGGGAAUAGAAACGUUAAGGGAAGAUUUAAAGGCUUACCUCACCAAACCUCUUACGCCGGAGUCAUUCAAUUCACAAAUGCAUACAAAACACAAUAUUUACCGAUUUGCAACUGUAUCAAUUAACUCUCUUAAGUUUUUGCAUCAUUGUACAUCCUUUUCUUCCCUGGAUAUUCUCGAUGAGUUACACGAUAAGCAAGUACUGCAUGCGAGUGCUAAAAUAGAUUUACAAUUCAUGGUAUGCAUGGCCAUCAACAUGCGUCAUUUAGUAUAUGGUAGAUCAGGUCAACAAAGAGAAAUGGUAUCUUUUGUAACCAGGCCAUCUCAAGAUGAAUUAAUUGCAGAAUCUGAUCUUGUAUCAGUAAGAGAUUACGCACCUGCUAUUUUCCUGUUUUACUCCACACUCAUUCCGUGGAGAGACUUUUUGUUAUAUAACUACUGUUUUAAUGAUAUUUCAACGUGUAAGCAUCUAUUUCAAUAUAUGUACUUGAGUCCUCAAACAACUGCAAGCAUACAAAUGGAAAUGCAUAUGUUUCAAGAUGUGAUAAAUUCUCUCGAAUACCAAGAGUACCCAAGAACCCAAAAGGCUUUAGCAAAGUUAGACGCAUUUGGUGACGCAUCUUUCGGAAAGUGUGAGUUUGAUAAAGCUAUUCAAUCUUACAAUGUGAGUAUUAUAAUAAAAAGAAAAAUACACGGUUAUCAUCCUCAUCCUAAUAUUGCAUCUUCAUUGGGAAAUCUUGGUAAUGCAUAUAACAGUAAAGGUGAGUUUGAUGAAGCGAUUCAAUGUCACAAUGAGAGUCUUGAGAUGCAGAGAACAAUACACGAUAAUCAUCCUCACCCUAAUAUUGCAUUUUCAUUGGGAAAUCUUGGUAAUGCAUAUAACAGUAAAGGUGAGUUUGAUGAAGCGAUUCAAUGUCACAAUGAGAGUCUUGAGAUGCAGAGAACAAUACACGAUAAUCAUCCUCAUCCUAAUAUUGCAUCUUCAUUGGGGAGUCUUGGUAAUGCAUAUAACAGUAAAGGUGAGUUUGAUGAAGCGAUUCAAUGUCACAAUGAGAGUCUUGAGAUGCAGAGAACAAUACACGAUAAUCAUCCUCAUCCUAAUAUUGCAUCUUCAUUGGGGAAUCUUGGUAACACAUACCACGGAAAAGGUAAGUUUGAUAAAGCAAUCAAAUGUCACAAGGAGUGUCUUGAGAUGCAGGAAACAAUACACCGUAAUCAUCCUCAUCCUAGUAUAGCAUAUACAUUGUGGAAUCUUGGUAACGUAUAUAACAGUAGAGGUACAUUGGACAAACACUAUGUAAAAUCCCAUGAUUAA